Mandrillus leucophaeus (drill) is the source of this 1183-nucleotide messenger RNA. It is a transcript of the gene NENF, whose product is annotated as neudesin neurotrophic factor. The transcript is spliced from 4 exons. The record is from RefSeq and is a predicted model, not a curated record. The coding region runs from base 1 to 813 and encodes 270 amino acids. Gene Ontology annotation, cellular component: membrane; endomembrane system. Lineage: Eukaryota; Metazoa; Chordata; Mammalia; Primates; Cercopithecidae.
AUGGCACAGACCAGAGCUUCGGCACACCUGAGACCGCCACAGCCCGCGGCGCCGGGAGGCAGCACUGCGGCCGCUGCACCGGGACCUACCGGCACAGCUAGGCGAAACCGGUCCGGAGGGGUGUCCCGGAGACCAGGCGUGGCGGUACUCGGCGCAUGCGCCUGGUCGCUGCCGCCCGGGAGCCGCGAAAGGGUUGAUGGGAAAUGUAGUUCUGGACGGGGGCGCCCCUCACACUGGCUCUCACCCCGUGGGGCGGCAAAUCUUGCAUGUGACCCAGGGCCAGCUAAACUGGUCCUUAGACGCGUGCCUCUGCGUCUCUCACUUCCUCUCUUUGUUGGAAGGGGAGGGACGGAGAAGAGGAGUGGAAAGUGGAACAAAGGUGGACCCGAAGACCACAUCUUCCUCUCCUCCCACUGCCUGAAACAGCUGUUGUGUGGGGGCCCUCAGCUCCUCAGUUGUGAAGCAGAUAGAGGCUGCUUGUUGUGCCUUGGUGAAUGCUGCUCUGUGUCCCUUGCAGCUGCAGCUUGUACAGAGUUUUAUGGACGAGGAGCCCCUUACAAUGCCUUGACCGGGAAGGACUCCACUAGAGGGGUAGCCAAGAUGUCCUUGGAUCCUGCAGACCUCACCCAUGACACUACGGGUCUCACAGCCAAGGAACUGGAGGCCCUGGAUGAGGUCUUCACCAAAGUGUACAAAGCCAAAUACCCCAUCGUUGGCUACACAGCCCGGAGAAUUCUCAAUGAGGAUGGCAGCCCUAACCUGGACUUCAAGCCUGAAGACCAGCCCCAUUUCGACAUCAAGGACGAGUUCUGAUGUUCCACCUGCAGGAGCAGGUUCUUGGAAGAAUGAGGCAGGAAGACACUAGGUGCUGAAUCUCCUGCAAAACGGGCUGCCUGGAGCCCCUGAGCCACACAGAUCCGAAUAAAACAGAUGCUUACCCUGGAAGAGCAAAUGCCUCCCGUUGUCCUUGGUCAGGGGUUCUGUCUACCUGGGGACCCCUGUCCGCACACCAGGAGCCAAUAAGGGCCAAAGUGGGACACCUCCUAGACAUCAGUGUCAGCUGGCUGGGCAGUGGGAUUUUGAGCGACCUUUAUACUUUUCUGUACUUGCCAAAUUUUCAGCUGUGACCAUGUUCAUUUUAUAAUCAAAACAAAAAUAAACAUUCUCCAUUUUUACAAAAGGA